Cebus imitator (Panamanian white-faced capuchin) is the source of this 1407-nucleotide messenger RNA. RefSeq names its product prolyl 4-hydroxylase subunit alpha-1-like. Gene Ontology annotation, molecular function: procollagen-proline 4-dioxygenase activity; L-ascorbic acid binding; iron ion binding. The record is from RefSeq and is a predicted model, not a curated record. Gene Ontology annotation, biological process: peptidyl-proline hydroxylation to 4-hydroxy-L-proline. The transcript has 6 exons. Lineage: Eukaryota; Metazoa; Chordata; Mammalia; Primates; Cebidae. Gene Ontology annotation, cellular component: endoplasmic reticulum. The coding region runs from base 16 to 387 and encodes 123 amino acids.
CAGCUCUGCUUGGGAAUGUCAGGCCUCCAGGUAGCAAAUUAUGGAGUUGGAGGACAGUAUGAACCCCAUUUUGACUUUGCACGGAAAGAUGAGCCAGAUGCUUUCAAAGAGCUGGGGACAGGAAAUAGAAUUGCUACAUGGCUGUUUUAUAUGAGUGAUGUGUCUGCAGGAGGAGCCACUGUUUUUCCUGAAGUUGGAGCUAGUGUGUGGCCCAAAAAAGGAACUGCUGUUUUCUGGUAUAAUCUAUUUGCCAGUGGAGAAGGAGAUUAUAGUACACGGCAUGCAGCCUGUCCAGUGCUAGUUGGCAACAAAUGGGUAUCCAAUAAAUGGCUCCAUGAACGUGGACAAGAAUUUCGAAGACCUUGCACCUUGUCGGAAUUGGAAUGACAAACAGGCUUCCCUUCCUCUCCUAUUGUACUCUGUGUCUGAUACACACAUUUCCUCGUCUUAACUUUCAAGAGUUUACAAUUGACUAACACUCCAUGAUUGAUUCAGUCAGGAACCUCAUCCCAUGUUUCAUCUGUGGACACUUUGUGGAUUUUUCUUUUAAAAUUAACCUAAAUUACCACAUUGCAAAUGUAAAACCUUAAAGUACAGUUGGUAUCACAGAAGACAAGGCAGAGUUAAAGUGAGGAAUUUCUAAUUUUAUAUUUAAAGGACUUUUUGGUUGGAUAAAAGUAUAAUUUGAGCAUCCAAUUUUAGCAUUUCACUACAUCUCAGUUGGUGGGUGUUAAGCUUUAAUGGGCCAUGUGAUGAUAGGAAACAAAUGCCUUACAGAUGUGUCUAGGUGUUGUGUUUACCUAGUAUCUUAUUCUCUUUUCUGGAUUUGCCUGAAGACUAGUAAUAAACUAGGACACUAACUGGGUUCCAUGUGAUGUUUGCCCUUUCAUAAGAUCUUCUAAGUUGAUUUUUUUCCUCCCAAGUCCUUUUUAAAGAAAGUAUACUGUAUUUUUUCCAACUCCUUCUCUUUUCUCAUAGUUCUUCCGUGGUGAAUUAAAUGUGCUUGAGUUAAAAAUACUUCGAUUUCUUUUUUUUUUUUUUUUUUAAAUAGAAAGUCCUGCAUAACAGCACUGGGCCUUCUUCACUAAAAUGCUCACCACUUUUAGUCUGUUUUUUUCCUCCCUUUUUUAAAAUGACAGAUGAUUUUGUCCAGAAAUUUUGCUGUUUUUCUUAGUGCUAAUACCUUGCCUCUUAUUCCUGCUACAGCAGGGUGGUAAUAUUGGCAUUCUGAUUAAAUACUGUGCCUUAGGAGACUGGAAGUUUUAAAUGUAGAAGUCCUUUCAGUGAUGAGGAAUUGAUUUUUUUUUUUUUUUUAGUCUUUUUCUUAGAAAGCCAAAUGUUUGUCUUUUUAAAAUUCUGAAAUGUGCUGUGACAACAAUGACCUAUUUAUGAUCUUAAAUCUUUUUU